This is a messenger RNA of Ictidomys tridecemlineatus (thirteen-lined ground squirrel), 557 nucleotides long. NCBI's taxonomy places the organism in Eukaryota, Metazoa, Chordata, Mammalia, Rodentia, Sciuridae. The record is from RefSeq and is a predicted model, not a curated record.
AAUCUCAACCUGCUCUGCAACAGAUUCGCAACUUGCAAGAGAGAGGCAUGGAGUUCCUGACUGUACCAUCGUCCUACUACAAGCAACUUCGGGAGAAUCUCAAGACAGCCAAGAUCCGGGUGAAGGAGAGCAUUGACGUGCUGGAGGAGCUGCAAAUCCUGAUGGAUUAUGACGAGAAAGGCUACAUCCUUCAGAUCUUCACCAGACCCAUGCAGGACAGGCCUACACUCUUCCUGGAAGUCAUCCAGCGCCACAACCAUCAGGGUUUUGGAGCUGGCAACUUCAACUCGCUGUUCAAGGCAUUGGAGGAUGCGCAGGAGCUCCGAGGCAACCUCACCAAUUUGUAGUUCGCGGGGAUGUUGGUCAGCACACAGGACACGCCCACCACAAGUCAUGCCCCUAACCUGGAAUUGCUCAACCCUUCCACUGGCAUCUCCCUUCAGACCCCGCCCACCAAACGACUUCCUGGCGCAAGGCUCCACCUAUCCCAUGACCACGCCCUCUUACUCGAUCUGUUCCUGCCCUCCAGAGUAAGGAGUAAAGCACACUCAGUACAA